Molecule: messenger RNA, 2780 nt
Organism: Aspergillus sclerotioniger CBS 115572
Lineage: Eukaryota; Fungi; Ascomycota; Eurotiomycetes; Eurotiales; Aspergillaceae
Exons: 2
Coding region: 327-2666 (779 amino acids)
Source: RefSeq, a predicted model, not a curated record
CGUCAAUCUAAAACACUCGACAAACUUUCCGUUGCUCGACACGGGGCUUGUGCUCUCGACCUCGACCUUCAAAACCAACCCGCCUGCCUCAUUUCGUCGGCUCUCCGACUCAUUUGAAUCCCCGGGCCUCUUGCGCGCCAGAUCUCCUUCCUACCAUGAUCAAGGAUAGGACCGUCCCAUCACAAUUGGAGGCUUAACGGUCGCUCAUUUGCUUUGCCUGCUUAUUUGGCCCCCAAAUCUGCCAUCGCCGCUUGGACUGAUAUAUACUCCUCCCCUCCCCCCCUCCCCCCCUGCACACUUCCCACCCACCGGUAUCCAUCCACACCAUGUCACAGCAGGAUCUGGACCGUUCUUAUGCUAGAGCGCCGAAUAAUGAUUCCCCCGAACAACAUUUGGUUCACACACGCUCCCGGUCGACUGCCCAUGCGCACAGCCCUAAGCGGCUGUCCGUUUUCAGUGGCCGUUCUCGCAGCAACACCACCAACUCUACCACCUCCUCCCGCCGUUCUCCUGCUUCUUCCAUGACCUCUGUGGAUGCAGCAUCGCUGCCCUCACAUGACGACCGCACAGGCUCUGCGGCCGGUGUCCGCCAUGAACGGCCCGAGAGCGUAACAAAGUCGCUCCUCUCGCGGGGAAGCCGCAUCCUUCGUCGUCAGGGGAGUAAGUUCCACAUUGUCUCCACGCUGGACGAGGAGGAUGAAAUGGAGCGUGAGAAACCUCGCUUCGAAGUCUCGGAGAUAUUCAGCCGCAACAGCAAGUCACGCCAGAGUGAUGCGCACGACCAACUGAAGAGUCUCAUCUCGGAUCCUUUUGACUUUCACCAUCUGACUCAUACGAGUCCGUCUCAGUUCCAAUCAUUGGAGAGGGCCCGGGAAACAGACCUAGUCACUGAGUUCUCUGCCAUCCGUGCCUCCCAGAGACCUGUCACCAACCUAAAAGGCAUUCAGGCUGAGGAUUUGCAUUUCCGUGGCUUCUCAACGGAAGAUCUCACCCAGUGCGGGACGGCCAUUGGCUGUGAUGAAGUUGUAGCCCCUCCGCCAACAAGCCCCCCAGCAUCGCCAAGCGGAUCCUCCACAGUGAGUCCAAAGCAGCUCAGAGCACCAAGAGAAUCGCGCGUCGAAAAUUUUUCGCGACCCGUUCCAAGGUUUCCCAAAUUGGGAUCGACUACCCCGCCACCGCCGCCAAGGGCCUCGUCCCCAAAAUUGGCAUCCUCUCCAGACCUGCCCGAACCAGCUCGCGCCAUUGACGAAAUCCUGGGCCUGUCGACUCAGCCAACCUACCCCGAGCAUGUGUACUCGCAUACAGACGAUGUAGAACCUGGCACAUCCUGGCCUCAGAGCCACAUAGAAGACAUAUUCCAUCCUCCUUCGGGUCAUGUGUUUACGACCACCAUCAGCAAUGAAGCGUUGGAUGCCCGCGCCUCGUCAAUGUCCUUACCAACCUUAUCGUCGGACUUGGAAGAUGUGCCAGAAGAAGAUGAGCCCACUUCCUGGCAUGACGACGAAGUCUCCCCUCGUGCGCCUGCUCGGGCAUUCCCUUCACCUUUAGCUGUGGCGCAAUCCCCUUCCAUUGCUUCCAUGACAGGGUCUAGGUCUGAUUUGUCCAUUUCUGUGGCCGAAGACUUGUCAAGAAAGUUCGCCGAGGCACUCGGGUCACCCACCCUUCCACAGCAUCGUCUGGCCACGAUUGCACCACCGCAAGCGCCCACGGUUCAAGAGCCAGUCCGAAGACGAUCCUCCGUCAACCUGAAGGCCAUCCAUGAAACCAUCUAUGAGUCUUGGGAUGCCGACAUUGACUACUGCUAUGAGCAUGCUGCCGAGUCGAACUGCAACUUUGACUGGACUCGCAAUUCGCUUGACGAAACUCGGCAGGAGGAAGCGGAAGUUACUGUGACCGGGCCAGAUGGGAGCAAUGCGUUGCUUGGGUCGAUGCAUCUGAGCGCCUCGGCCUUGUCCGCUGUAACCAACUCACGCGUAGUAGUGACUUCCACCCUGGACGAUGACGCUCGCAUAGCUGUCACACAGAGGGACAGCGAUUACUUCCAGCCGGUGAGGUUCGCGCCCGCCUUGGGUAAACACAUCAAUCCCGAUUCGCUGUACGAGGAAUACUUGACGGCGGACACAGAGUCAGAACGACACUUCGCCUUCUACUCACAGCCAGGUGUGAUCCAGCCUAUGGAGCAAUCGGUGUCUCCCCGGAGCAGCUUUUCGCCCAUCAGCAAAUGUAACUCACAGGAAAGUUUGAUCUUGUCCCGCGCAGCGUCUGUCGUCCGCAAACAUCGGUCUUCCGUUUCGACUGCCAGCGUCCCCGACCUGGUACACAGUCUAGCAAGCAGCCGCGAGUUCCAGCCAUCGGAGCAAAGGCUCUCCGGCGAACUCUCUGGGAUGGGACGCCCCGAAUCCUCCCACCAUCGACAGACGAAGAGUUUGGCACGCGAACUUGAAGCCCAAAUUUUGUUCCGAGCUGACAACGACGGAAGUCCCGAGCCUGCCGGGUAUGCGGCGACCAUGGCCCCUUCCAUCCACGAUCGGGCCAGGUCCACGACUGAAAUGGAGGCGGGUCCGUUGAUCGCCAGGGCCAUCAAGAAUGACAAGGUCUCCCGGGCCGCGCCUCGGAGGAAAGGCCGGGCAUCUUACUCCCUCUUCCCUACUACUGCAGCCAAUUGAGUUGCUAUGAACCCGAAGACAACAUGCACCACUCAAAAGGAACUCAUACAGACCCCUUAUGCUCCGCAUUCUGCUUCAUUCCAUUCCUCAUCCGUUCACUUAUAGAACUUCUUC